GCCCGAGUGAAGCCAUCGUCUUGUUUCCUCUCCUCUCUCUCGACUCGAGUCUCGAUUUGCGCCGGCGACGGAAGCAAUUAUCUCCAUGGCGGCGACCGCGCUCCGGAUCGGCGGCCGCGCCGUCCGGCCAUCGCUGGCCGCGGCGGCGGCGGCGGCGCAUCAGAACCAGCCCACCACCUCUCGCCUCUUUCACAACACGACCAAGAUGCAGAAGGCGGCCGCAACUCCUUCGGCUGAGAUCCAGCAGGUCAAAGAAGAGCUCUACCGCAUGAUGUCCGAAAACAGGGACAAGAUAGGAAACCAGAAGGGCCUGAUCAAGCACCUCUCAUCCCAUGUGGAGCCUAAACCCGAGGACCCCGUCUGGCGCUUCUAUCGUAGGGCAAAGUGGUACCAUUUAGUCAUGAUGUAUAGCCCAACAUUCCUUUACACUAGUAGAUAAAGGGUCUUCAGUCCCGGUUCAUAAAGGCCUUUAGUCCCGGUUCUGGAACCGGGACUAAAGGAUCGUUACUAGUGCCCUAACCCUUUAGUCCCGGUUCUUACACGAACCGGGACUAAAGGCCGUCCACGUGGCCGGUGCGGGGA
Triticum aestivum (bread wheat) is the source of this 582-nucleotide messenger RNA. RefSeq lists its product as uncharacterized. The record is from RefSeq and is a predicted model, not a curated record. NCBI's taxonomy places the organism in Eukaryota, Viridiplantae, Streptophyta, Magnoliopsida, Poales, Poaceae. Bases 86 to 439 code for a protein of 117 amino acids. The transcript has 3 exons.